AUGGCUUCUCCAACACGCUACUACGCUUCCACCCCAAAAACUUCUUCUCGUCCUUCCUCUCGUUCCACCUCCCCUGUCAAGGCCGCCGACGUUCGCUCUCAGGCCAUAGCCAAGCUGAAGAGAGCCGCUUCUACCUCUCGUCAGCCUAACGGGCGUAGGCAGGGUGACUCCCCCUCCCGCAAUCCAGAUCAAGUCGAGUUUCAAUACGCCAGCAUCGAUCCAGGCCCAUCUAGAUAUGCAGACGCCGAGCAGCAACCUCGUAUCGAACAACCUCAAUCAUAUGAGCAGCAACACCAACAUCAUCAUCAAGUAGAGUACGACCAGCAUCAGCAUCAUCAUGAAAACUCUCCAAUUUACAAUCAACCCCAACAACAUCAUCAUGGCGACGUUGAACUUCUCUCACCUUCCCCCACCAUGCCUGCCUUUACCCAACUCUUCCCGCAGCAUCAAUACCAAAUGAUGCAGCGUUCUCUCUCGGCUUCUUCGCCGUUUCACUUACCAACUCCAGUACAUGUGCCCUAUGCGAUGCAGCUCGCACAGUCUUACAUUCCCUCGCUUUCCCCAUCAGCCGCCGCCUUUCCCGGAUCAGGGCGUAACACUCCCAGUCCACUGCCGACACUUGGUGAGCUGAGGAACCUCCAACGAUCCAACUCGGCAGCAGCGAGAGCUCAGGCGAUGUCGAAACUUACAGGCGGGAGGGACACACCGCAGGAAUCGGAUGAUGAUCAGGCUCUCGUUGCCGGACCUUCGGGUCUACAGCGAGCAGGAACCGUCGGUGCACCGAGGACUUUUGCAGACAUAAUCUCCAGACGGCAGGUCGAGCAGACUGAACCAGAGCCAAAAAGAGAACAGGAAAUUACAUCCGAAGAACAGCCUCUGGAGUUCGGUCCGAGACCGAGAAUACAUCGAAGCUUCACCGUAUCAUCCACCAACAUGGGAGAAGAGAGGCGAAGCGCAGUGGGGAGAAGAAUGGUUCUCCGCUUGGCAAACCGCCAAGCUGCGCGAGAAAAGGAAGAAGCUGAAGUGAGGCAAUUAUGGGAACAAAGACGUGCGGAACCAGGACAACAAGCGACGUUCAAUGCCGAUGUUACGCCCCCUGAAGACGACGACGAGGAUGAUCCAGUGUUGGAGCGUCCUUCGACAGCUCGACCGAAUGAAGAUCAUCUGACUGUCGAUGCCUCCUCUCGCGAAGACCCGAAUACUUUACAGAUCGACCGACCUGCGUCCAGAGGUACGAUGCGAUCGGCAGAUGAAGCCUUUGAAUAUGAAGCUCAUCUAAGGAGAAGUUUGUCGAGUAGAACAGCACGCGGUGCAAUGGGAGCGGUGCCAGAGCCUCAGAUCCACGCCCAAGCACUGCCAGUCAUUUCCAUGCAGUCCGAGAGCCUCGAACAAUUGCAUACUCCCGAUUUCCCUGAAGUCAAAGAGUCGGCACCGCUCUUUUCUCCAUCGAUUCAUACACCAAUCAAAGGAACGACUGCCCAGGCCGCAGUGGGCGGAGCCAUAUCUCCCACUGGGACGGAUGGGACUGUUCCAGGACAAUCGCCUGGCGGUGACUCGACACCAGCCAGAGAUGCGUUAAACUCGAUGAUGUUCGUCAUGGGUCGUGGAUCGAGUGGCGUGCCCGCCGCCCAUCGAAGUGGUGAUAACUUUCCCAUGGAGGUGGGCGAUAAUGGGAGUAGUGAUUGGGGUACUCCUGCAAAGGAGUUGCAUCCCCCCACAUUUGCAGAAUCUCCUCAACGCUCACCACUUGCCCCAUAUGCCUCCCGUCAGACCUCCUCUGGAGGCACGGACGAGCUUGAAGCCCCUUCCAUCUCUCCCCGACACAGUGGAGGAUCUUGGGUGGAUCUGGUCGGGACAAGUUCUCAAGUCCCCUCUGAUCCAAAUUCACAACACAAACAUAAUCAGUCCGUAUCUUCCAAGUUUCGAUCAGCCAUACGUCGUAAACGCUCUCAAUCACAUUCAUCAUCAGUGUCCAGAAGUCCCCCAACCAGUCCUAAAAUCCUCACUGAUGGACUCAACAUCGUCAAGACGUUUUCCCGUAGGGGAUCAAGUUCUUCCAUGUCACCUUCGACCAGCACAGCUCCCUCUGCAUCUAGAAACUCGCCAAUGUUACCUGCCGGUCAUGAACGUUCACCAUCCCAUCAGCCAAGUAUGAGUAGUUUAUCGGCCACUGCCUCCACUGCCGCUCACGAACUACCUGAUUCCGCCAACAGUGCUUUGAUCCAACAUCAACUUUCUGUCGAUCAUCUUCAAAGUCACCGAGGAUUUAUGCCCCGUGCUGAUCUGAGUGAUCAUCGUAUAAAUGCCAAACUUUCCCCAUUCCCAGGUUUCGCUCAACUGGAGGAGAACGUACGUCAUGGCGCAGGGGGCAUGGAGGCUCCCAAAUUAUUGCAUUUGGCAAGUGAUUCUGCCAUCCCUUCUCAACAACGAACUCAAGCCGAAGCAUCGAUUUACAACAUUCCACUCUCACAUCCUGAAGAUCAUAAACGUGGUUCUGCAGAUUCAGCCUCCCGUCGUGGUUGGUUAGCCAAGGCUUUUGGACAAGUCUCACCCAGGAAUUCCGGGGGCGUGUCGAGAAAAUCCAGUAAUCCUGAUAUUCACGAUCGAUCCCCUCGAUCCGCUGAAUCGCCUCUGUGGAACUUUGAGUCGGAUCCUUUUGCACCGCCCCCUCCUCCCCCGGCUGUACCUGCAAGAAUGGGACGAAAGGGUUCUGCGUCACCUGCAGUUUCUACUGUUCCGGAAGGAAGUGAAGAUGGAAGUCGUAUGACGAGGUUCACCGCCAAAGUAGAACUACCACAAUCGCUCCAGGAAGAGAAAGAGUCUUUCAAGACACAUGAGGAGGAAUCCAGAGGUCUGCCACCGAAAGGUGCCGAAGUCUUGAAAAGGAUGGAUGAUUUGUUGGCCUUAGAGGCUGAUGACCCUGCUCGACCAGAUAUCUUAGAUGAUCCUCCGAGAAAGUUGUUAUUAUCUGGGCAAGUUUUGCAGGUUGUCAACUCCAACACCGCCAAAGAUCGCUACUUAUUCCUCUUCAACGAUAUUUUGGUCAUCACCAAACCACUUUUGUCCACUUCUUUGGUCGCUAAUCUCGAUAUGAAAUUCAUUGUCAAACAUGUCGUCCCUCUUUAUUCCCUUCAAGUCUCUUCUUUCUCUGACCCACCCGUUGGACCUGAACGUCAUGCUGUCGUGGAAAGAUUUAUCAAUCAUUUUUCUGAGGAUCCCAUCAUGGCAUGUAAUUAUCUCAUCGAACGAUCAAACCCCCGUGUGGAUACUAUGGCAUUGGCAAGUUUGAUUUUCAAAACUCCUGAACUUGACAAGACCCAACUUGGUAUUCUUCUCUCUAAAAACGAAUCAUUAAGAAAUCAUUACAUCGAUCGAUUUCAUUUCACCAAUAUCAGACUUGAUGAAGCUCUACGAAUGUUAUUACUCUCUAUCCGAUUACCAAGUGAUAUGCUAUCAUCUGAAGAAUUACUUCGUUGUUUCUCUUAUCGAUAUCAUCUAUCGAACCGACAAAACUUUACAUUCUCUCAAGAAUUAACAUACGAAUUGGUAUUAUCAAUGAUGCAAUUGAACGACGCAAUCUAUUCAACAUUCGGAUUCGCUUUACCUAAUCAUUCGAUAACUCGAGAUGUUUUCAUUUCAGCCUUCAGAUCAAAAGAUCGUCAUUCUUCAAUACCAGAAACGCUUUUGAUAGAAAUGUACGGUUCGAUAAGACAUUCUUCACUUUUAAAUUCAUUAUCAAAAGAUCAAUCUUCUCAUUUAAGACAAAUCAACAUGAUACCAAAUCGAUUACCAACAAAAUUAUCAUUCAACAUUUGGUCGGAUACGAUUCGUAUCAUUAUCCCUCAACCAGAUCCUAAUUUUAAAAUCAAAUUAUAUGGAGAAGGAAUAGAAUUCGAUCCACCUUUACUUGAUUUCUCUUCUUCUUCAGAAAUGACUUUUCGUAUCAAAGGGAUUUCAUUAGGUCCAAAAACUUUGUUAUUCCAAAGAAAAGGUCAAAAUGCAAUGUUAUAUGAAGGAAUAGGUAACGGAAAGACGAUAAUGGUUGAAAGAUCAUUCAUGAAACAUACUUUUCAAAUUUCUUUCUUAGGGAAUCAAGGAAGUAAGAGGAAAUAUUGUUUUUCAGUACAAGAUAAUUCUAUUAGGGAAAAAUGGGGUGGAUUGUUAUUGAAACAAAUUGGAAUGAAUAGAAAAAGUAGGAAUUUAAAAAUUGAAAAUCAUAGAGAAAAGAUUAAACAAGUUGCGGAAAAUGUUAGUUUACAAGUUUUGAAAGAUGCUUUGAUACCUCUUGAAACUAUCACUCCAUUUUUAAAUUCUUCCCAACCUAGACCUUCUCUUCCUAAUCAUCUUAGUCAAUCCAAUCAAAUUAAUCAAGUCAUUCAAUCAAUUCAAUCCAAUCAACCUUUUCAACAAAACCAAUCGAACAUUUCAUCUCAAAACGCAGAUUUCAUCGAGAAACAAUCAUCACAAUCAAUUUCUACGAUGAACGACAAGAAAACAAGAUCAGGUAGUAUAAGCGCAGCUUAUUCUGUCCAUGGUGGUCAGGCUGAAAAAUCAUUAGGACCAUUGAAACCUUCUGGUACACAAAUUGAUGAAGAGGUCAAAAACGGUUUGAUAAAUUGUCAAACUGGUAAAGAAAUGGUCUUACUUUGUAGACAAAAUAGUUUGUUACCUGGUUUAUUGGAAUUGUUACAACGAAUGGAGAAGAAGAAGAAAGUUGGGAGAGAAAAAGUCAUACGAAACAGAAAUCUUUUGGUGUGA
Tremella mesenterica DSM 1558 is the source of this 4758-nucleotide messenger RNA. RefSeq lists its product as uncharacterized. The transcript is spliced from 5 exons. Gene Ontology annotation, molecular function: guanyl-nucleotide exchange factor activity. Bases 1 to 4758 code for a protein of 1585 amino acids. The record is from RefSeq and is a predicted model, not a curated record. Gene Ontology annotation, biological process: regulation of ARF protein signal transduction. NCBI's taxonomy places the organism in Eukaryota, Fungi, Basidiomycota, Tremellomycetes, Tremellales, Tremellaceae.